CUGGCACACCCACCCUCUCCUCCGUCACUGUGGGAGAGUCAGUUGGGCCUUGUGGGCUUCCUGGUCCUCAGCUCCGCCUCGCCUCGAUGUGACCGGACAGGGGAAACACUUCUCAGUUAAAGAACAAAAGCAACAACGGACAGACCGAGGAGGACCACGUAACGACGACUGGACCUCAGCGUACUGAGAAAUCCACACCCACCGAGACGAGAAUCUGCCGACGAUUGAACUCACAAGCAGGGCGACAAACUUGGCCGUCUCGCAUCUUUGUAAUCCGUCGAGGUGCUUGAUAAAUAAGACAAGGGUCAAACAGGCAGACUGUAUUGUUUCCCGGGGCUUCCUCUCUCAAACUUCGGCCAUAAAAAGCACAGUGGUAGAAGAGAAACUCUGGAUAUCCCCCGAUUUCCUUUCGUUCAAACGGACCUCGUGGAUAAAGGACUGUUUUGUCAUUUUCGGUUUCUGUUGUGGCAUCUGCCUUUCCGAAGAGGCCACACUUUUCUUUCGGGCCGAGUACUUGGAAGUGGAACAAAGCCCGAGUGGGACGGGGUGAGAGCUUACUUUGAUAACCCAGAUGGCAACUUACGGUGAACUUAAUGGCAGAAAUGGACUACUUUUGGCCAUGAAGGAGUCUUUUGAAGGAAAAACAAUAAAGACAGAAUGUGAAGGAAAGCUUGAUGCUAAACGACCCUCCAAGGAUUUGUGCCGGUCUUCCAGCUCAGCUGAAAGCAAUGCAAGCACUGGGGCUAGUUUUACCACCAACCACAACUCAGUUGUGUGCCUGCCUCUGGUAUCAGAGGGACUGAAGUUGGUAUGGACACAGUCAGAUCAGACCCGUGAACUUGACACAGUUUCAGAGCUUGUGCAAGCCUUCAACUUAUUUCCAUACCCAUCAUCUCAUGAGGUUAACACCCUGGCCAGGGUAUGUGCCUUGCCACUAGACAAAGUUAAGGUGUGGUUUAUGGUGCAGAGAAUUAAAUAUGGUAUCAGCUGGUCUUCAGAGGAGAUAGAGGAGACACGACGGAAGCUAGCAGUACCUGAGCUUUAUGAUGACUCUACUGAGGCAAAGGAAGAAGCCAAAAUAAAGAGCAACAGCAUAAUACAUGAGGAAUUGGUAAUUGAGGAUAAGGACAACGGUGAAGUCGGGGGUGUUCUACCGAGCUUCACCCCCCCAAAGAAAACGCCAAAGUCUGAGUCACCAGAUUCCUACAAACCAGCCAAACCCACUGUCCCAUGUUUCAGUUCCACCCUUCCACCUCCUCAGGAUUCAUACUACUAUCGCCCACCAGCAGACACACCAGCAAGUACAGCUACUGAUGUUUCCCUUGACCUUACAGAGCCAUCUUCACAACAGCACCGCCAUGGGCGCUACAAAAAGUCUAAAGCUCAGCUCGCUGCUCUUCGAAAAAGCUUCCUGAGGGAGAACUGGCCUGCAGAGACAGAGCUGAGACGUUUGCAGGAGGAAACUGGGCUGACCCGCAAUGACAUUCGUAAAUGGUUCAGUGACAGCCGUUAUCAGCUUAGGGUUGGCCGAGGAAGUCUGGCAGCAGCCCAGAGCUAUUCUCAACACACUGCUGUGGGAGGUAAACAUGAUCAACAAACUCAACCUCUUCCACUUAUUACUGAAAAGACUGGUCAGCUUCAAAGCAUCAAGGGCCAGGAGGGAACCCGUAGCAGUGGAACUGGAAACUCACAUUUCUUUCAGACCUUUUUGUCAAAUAGCCUUGAAGCAUUCGAGGAAAGGGCUCUUGAGGCAGAAGAGUGUGAUGUUAUGGAAGAGCUUUCUGGUGACAGGGACAGUUUUAAAGACAAGAUACAAAAUGAAGAACAGCCAUUACAACUGACUAAGGUGUUCAAAAUUGAAACACACAGUCCACACAAACCACCAAGUGUUUCAAAAUCAUCUCCUUACUCCUCCCCCUCUGGCAGCCCACCACUGACUAAUAAACAACUUUCAAACAGCAGCAACUCAAAGAAGUCAUCCCAUUCAGCCAAAGCCAGCCCUUCACAAACAGCCUUGCGCAUCUCAGGUGCUCCUUCAACUACAUCCACGUCACCUGCUCUCACUCCUGGUGGGCGACCAAGAAAGACCAAGGAGCAGUUGGAUCUUUUAAAACAGCAUUUCUUAAACUGCCAGUGGCCCAAGAGCGAUGAUUACACUGAACUUGUGAAGCUCACAGGUUUACCCCGUGCAGAUGUUAUUCAGUGGUUUGGUGACACACGCUAUGCUGUCAAAAAUGGCCAGCUGCGCUGGGUGAAAGGGGUCCGUGACCAGUUCUUGGCAGAACUUGCUACCCAGCAGAGUGGCAGUGGUUUAACUAAGGAAAGCAGCUCUGGGACAUCUAAUCGGGCUGGUGGCAGCCGCAAACGAAAAUCUCAGGCAAAUGGAACAAGUACAGAUACUCCUGAUACACAGCCAUUGGUCACAUAUUACCUUUCAAAUGGCUCACUACAAGAGAAAGACCUUGACUCUCUAUGCAAGAAAUCGAGAAUGAGUUACCAGCAAGUGCGAGAUUGGUUUGCAUCCCAGGAUGUUGGGGAGACUGACCAACAAGAAGACAGUAUUACUGAUUGAGACACUGGAACCAGACUUAUGAAUUGGGCUGUGCGAUAAGACCAAACUCUCAUUUCAUAUUCAUGUAGAUUAACAUAAUAAUAAAGCACAUUUUUAUGUAAAUCUAACCAAUAAAUAAAAGUAAAAUUUUGGCAUUGCGUAACUGAGGUCAAUUGCUAUUACCAAAUUACAAAAAGCCUAUUACUUAAACCAUGUUGAUUGGGGUCGUGUCAUUGCAGGAGUAAAUUAAAUUUGGCAGCCAUUGCUUCCUUCCAUCUUUGUUACUGGUUGCCACGUGGUCCGUUAGAAGAUGUAAGAACUCUUGCAGCACAUGGGAGAUUCCUUCUGUACUGUUGGGUGUGAUUGGCGUGUCGGUGGUGCGGUGUUGUCGUCCAUUCACAAAGUACUUUUUAUCUGGUCUGUGUCAGACUUUUCCGACCCACCACUUUCAUGCCACAGAUGUAGCCUCUCGUAUAGCUUCCCGUUUUAUCUUGAUUAGCUGGAGUCCUUAUCAUGUUGUGAAUUCCUGUUUUCUUUUACAGAUUAACUCUUGUUCAUUUUUGUUUGUGCUGCCUUCGGGCAAAUGCCUUACCCACAUCUGUGUCACCUGGAAGAGUGUAAAGCAUCCUCCAAAUGGCAUUAUACAGUAAAUUGUCUUAGAGAGUGACUGACAGUUGAACAGUGCAGUAAAAUUGGAUUUUUUUUUGUCACCACAUGACAUAGCUCAUCAUAUCACACAGCCCUACUUCAUAACACUUAUUAAAGUAGGUGGAGUGCUCCUUACAGCAUUUCCACCAACAAAGCUUUAAGUGGCUUUAAAAGGGCCAGGUUUGUUACAUCCAGUCUUCUCAGUACAUGCCCUGAAUGGGGUGUGUAUUUUGAGUAUUUGCUGCAUUUCCUGCUUAUCCUAAUGUAUUAUGACUUGAACUUUGAUUGUGUUGCUGUAAAUAGAACAGUAAAUUGUACACUGGUUUGCGAUAUUUUUGAGCUUAUUUUUAUUUAGAGAUCACUACUUCAGAUUUUCUUUUGUUAGUAUGCUGUUGUAGCGGUAUAAUUUAAACUGGUUGUACUUUUGGUACCUGACCAUAGCAGUGAGUAACUGCUCCAGAAAACGUCUGUGCUCAUGAAUUUGUUGACUGAUCAAGUGUCAUCAUUCCUUUACAGCCAGUAUCUUCCUGUCAUGAAAAGCACACUGGACAUGUACACUUUAAAUUGACAUCUUGCACUUUGGUUUCAGGCCCUGCUGCCAUUAUGUUUAUUAAACCCAAUUAUUUCACAAAAUUUAAAUUUCCUAAAUGGACAGUGUUAUUGGUCCGAUUACACUGAUACCUUGGAUCAUGUCUUAAGAAUACUGAGAAUGUUUCAUCAGAUUCUAUUUGUAUCUCUGAAACACAUUCCUCCUUUUUUUUUUUUUUAGUUAUUGUAAUAUUUGAGUUAGAAUUUCCAUACUUUGCUUGUCAUUUGCAUUUAGCUGCACCAUUUCUUUAUGGUAAAUGUUAGCAGUACUAGGAAAGCAGCAACAUGCAGAGAGUCAGAGUUAUCUAUAUCAAUUUUAAUGUGCACUCAUAGAUUUAGUCAGUAUUUUUAUAUCUCUUUUGUCUUAAUUAGUCUAUAGAGCAUGAUUUCAUCGUUUGAAAUAAAGACAAAGUAGAUAAGAUGACUCAUGGGGUCCAUGUACUGUUUAAGAUUUGAAAAGGGUUUGAAUCCAAAGGUAAAUUGCCAUUCUGUCACAUUACGAAUUAUAGCACAAGCAUUUGGGUUAUUAGUACAUUUAUUUAUUAGUAAUUCCUACAUUAUUGUGUCUUGCGAAAAGAAAAAUAAACUCUGUUCCCAAAAUACUUCUUAGUCGACUUGCAGAGGGUGAAGUUGGCUUUAUACAGAGCCCGGGUUCAAUACCGUGGAAACGUCUGUACAGGGGUGAGCUGACCAGAAUGUUGACCAAGCAGUGUGAAUCACUGUACCGGUUAAGAAAAGUGUUCUGCUGUGUGGAAAUGUCCUUAACACUUAACCCACAUUUUCCUGUACAUGUGUUUUCAAUGUAUUUUUUACUGAUUGAAAAAAAAAAAUCUCAUUUGCACAAUUGUGUCACUGGAAACCAGUAAAAGAUUUGCAUUUAUAA
This is a messenger RNA of Solea senegalensis (Senegalese sole), 4670 nucleotides long. RefSeq names its product homeobox and leucine zipper encoding a (gene homeza). The coding region runs from base 572 to 2572 and encodes 666 amino acids. Lineage: Eukaryota; Metazoa; Chordata; Actinopteri; Pleuronectiformes; Soleidae. Gene Ontology annotation, biological process: regulation of transcription by RNA polymerase II. The record is from RefSeq and is a predicted model, not a curated record. Gene Ontology annotation, cellular component: nucleus. The transcript has 3 exons. Gene Ontology annotation, molecular function: DNA binding; DNA-binding transcription factor activity, RNA polymerase II-specific.